Molecule: messenger RNA, 612 nt
Organism: Ectocarpus siliculosus
Lineage: Eukaryota; Phaeophyceae; Ectocarpales; Ectocarpaceae
Source: the annotation of a GenBank genome assembly
AUGCCAUCAACUCUGAGCAAAGCCAGCGGUUCCAUCGAUCCUACCAUUGCUACGACCGGCAUCGACCGAGGCUGUGGUGAUACGAACCAGACACCGCUGAUGGUGGCCUCCGUCAUUGGUUCCUCGCGCGUUGUUAGAGACCUUCUGCGGCAGGGUGCCAGCGUCUCGGUAGCGGACAGCGACGGUUGUACUGCUCUGCACCAUUCGGUUUAUCACAACCAUCUGGCCGUGAGCAAAGACCUGAUCGAGGCGGGAGCAGACCUUGAAGCGAGGCAUGGUGGCAAAGAUACACCGCUUCACGUGGCCGCGACGAAAGGGUUUUGCCAAGGAAUGAAGCUGCUGAUGGACAGCAGGCUCGACGACGGAGCAACACCUCUGUUCUUAGCGGCAAGCGACGGGCGGCUCGAAGCGGUCAGAGUUCUCCUUCGGGCGAACGCGAAUCCGCUCCUGUCAGCGUGCGGAAGUCUCCCGUUGUAUAUGGCGGUUUACAAUCGACCAUUGGUACGGAAUCGAUCGCUGUACAAGCGACGGCGGCGCACUGGCUCUCGCAACGGCCGCUUCUCGCAAUCACGUGGACAUCGUCACCUUCCUGUGCGAUGCCGGUGUGGUUGA